UUGCCCCGCUGGACAAAGUCAUCGUGCUGUAGAAGCUAAAGUAAAGCUGGCUGGAGAGAAAGUUGCGAUAUACUUAUUUAAUUUUCCAUUUUAAUUAAUUAAUUGAAAAAGUAUCUCAAACUUCUUGUCAUUAGCUAAAUACCUUUCUUUUCAUGAAGUCAAUGGUAGUGUGAGUAGAGAGCCAUGGAAGGUGAUUGGGGUCAAGGUCGUCCAUCGGGAGGGGAAGAAUUCAAUCCUCUCUCAGCAAUGGUGAAAGCAGUGGAUAUGCAAGAGGAGAGGAAUAAUGGCAGUUACCAAUUUAGCGGAGGGGCGGAACUAGUCAGACUUUCGGGGCAAGUAAUUAAUACAUUUAAUCAACAUCAAGGAGGUCAACCUGCUUCUGGGGAGAUAAGUUCAUGUCAACAAGAUCGUUCGGUUCCGCUCUCUGCCGCAACGAGUCAAGCGAGGGAGAAUCAGAUUAUCUCCAUCACGUCCCCUCAACAACGACACCUUUUAAACCUUUCACAUCGAACCCCCGAGAUGGCGACACAGCCUCAAAGUCAGGGUCAAUUUCCCAGUGAGAGAGUUCGAAUUUCCCCACGCUCCGUGGCCGCACAUAUGAAUCGCCAGUCAGCGACGCUCAUUCGCACUCCACCUCCACGAUUCACCAUUCCCCUCACUCCAGAAGGAUUGAUCGCAUAUCCGCCCAUGAUCCCGACUGCGGGGGCGCGGGCAUCACCGCCAAAUCCAUCCAGUUACCAAAUUUCGCUCGGGAUGCCACCCAGAGCGCCGAGUUUGUCCACGCCUGCGCAAUUUGGCGUCGACAGCAGUCCUUUUCCGCCAACGACGACACCGCAACGAUCAGUUUCGACACCACCGUUAAAUUUCCACGCAUCGGCUGAAUCUGGCAUGCGAAUUUUUCAAGUUCCACAAGCGCCGCGGGGAAUCUCGUCAUCGUCUGCACAGCCCAUGCCGAAAAAGGUCCCCUUCCAAAAGUAUGAGAUAGCACGGGCCGCUCUGAAUAGUGGGAUAGGAGCCUUGAUCCCGCCCCCAGCUUUUCCUCCCCUGCAUCGAGCCACAUCGCCCGCCAAGAUGGGCGUGUUCCCACCGCAUCGAGCUAUCUCACCGAGCAAAUUGUUGUCACCAGCAGUGGUGGGACAGAUAAGAUACGGUGACAGCAGAAUGAUACCAGUCCAACCAGUCCGGCCGAAUAAUGUGACUGCGACAAUUUCGCCCACCGCCACGACUGAGGUACGACUUCCCUCGUUUAACAAUACGUUUGGCGGCAGCGGGGGUGCUGAUGGCGGUCAGCCGCAGCAACCUUUCGUGACGUGUCAACCAUCAGGUCAGCUUGGGAUGAAUAUUAAUAACACGCCGACGACAACGACAUCCCUGCUACGACCGGAAGUGACGGGACAAAAAAAUGUGAAGCAGCGGGUGUCCAAGAAGAAGGUAAAGGUGGAAGGUCAACAGGCCGAGAGGAAGGGCAGAGGUCCCGACAAGAAUAAGCGGGCGAAAAGAGGAAGUAAUAGUAAAGAGGUGGAUACCCUCUUCAAACUGAAAACUGAAAUGCCUGGCUCAAGGAACGACAUGGUGGCGCCUGACAUUCCUGAAGUAAUGGAUCAACAAGGUCAACCAAUGACUCUGACAAAUCCUUCCCAAGAAGGAGCAAGGAAAAGCACAAAAGGAAACCGAGUUUCAACGGGAAAUAGGAAAAAUGCCAAUAAAAAGUCAUUCCCGACCGUGGUAGUUCCCUUGGAAAGUGCCAUGGAGCAAGUUAGUCUUGGGGAUUUCGCCAAGAUGACCUUUUCAUCGACCACAACCACAGUUCCUCCAACGGUGGCAUCUUCGUCGACAACAACCACUGGUCCAUCGGUGAUGACUACAAUCAAAAUUCCUGCAACGACGACCUCUUCUUCCGAACAAGUCGGCCCUCCCACCCACGAGGAGAAUGUGGUUGAAAAUGGAAUCGUAAAAACUGAAUCGCUGAAGCAAACGAUCAUGCCUCCUCCUCCGCCACCUGUAGUUUCGACUUCUGCGUCGUCAUCGUCGAGUUGCAGGCCACAUUUUGUGGUGAAGAAGGGUAGACCCAGGAAAUCAGAGGGAAAAAGGCAGCCUGCUCCGCGGCCAUCAAGGAAACGGCUAGAUAUACCGCCCAGACAGCAAGUUAUCGACCUCAAAAAAUACAACCCCACCGCAGAGGAGCAGAAGGAACUUUAUGCGAACGGGUGUUUUUUAGUUGAAGCAGGGAAAGUCGGGCUAGCCCCAAUGAAGACGACCCUCUACCGCGUCCACAUUAUGGAGGACAAGUCAAUCACGCUCCAAAAAUAUGAACCAGUGGACCUCAGCGGGAGAGAAUUUCAUAGAGCGACGACCUCCAUGCUCGUUGUGGACGCGAGGGACAAAUCAUUUUUUCAGCGCUAUCAUCCAGUCUACGUUUUGAAAAUUAUUGACACGGCUAAAGUUUCAGUGUACCAGUACAUCCAUGUCGACCAUAUAACACCAUACUUGCUCAAAAUUCGAACCACGAAGCAUCUCUUUGGCGCAUUUUACACCGUUGCGGAGCUAAUUUUUCGCCAAGUUAUUCACAACGGGGAUUUUAUUAAGGCGCGGAUUGACACGACCUCGGAAAUUUAUGACCCCUUAGCGAAAGAGGCCUGGGACAUAUAUCAUGCAGCUUGUCGAGAUCGAGCGAAAGAUUUGAUGGGUGUGUCGGGAAUUGCGAGUGGAUUUUGGCGCCCGUUCAUCCAGUUCCCACAAGUUCGCUUUUCCAGAAGAGAUAGGGUCCCGAAGGGAGAUAAGAAAAAUUGUGGAGCUUGCAUUCAACGAUCACGCAUCGCUAACUUUUUCGGCGUCUUUCGGAGGAUGAUUUACGACGAGGUCUCAUUCCAGCCGGAGUUCUUGAAGGAUUCCAACGUCAAAGAGGAGAGAAAUAUGUGUGGCCUGUGCAAGAUAAAAGUGUAUCUUGCCUGGAAACUAACACACCACUCGUGGUAUGUCUACAACGCUAUUCGCAACUAUGUGGUUGAGCUUGUCGAAGAACUCGACGAAGACGAGAAGCUGAACCCUAAAGAAGUCAUCGACUCCUUACUUGGCGACUACGAGUGGUUGGCACGGACUUUCCUCGAUUUUCAAGUCCUUUUGGCAGAAAGUGAUUACGCAAUUGGGCGUUGUAUAGACCAGAAUAGACGAAAAGGUGCGAGCAACAGCCUCGUGGAAGACGACUAAUAAACAGUUGACUGAAAUUUGAAGACUGAGGCUCAAUUAAAUUUGACUAAAAACUUAAUUAAUUCAUCCUUAUUAAUCAGCGCCGUUUGGUCUGAUAACGUUCGUGUUCCUAAAAAGUAGACUUGAUAAUAAUUAAUUAAAUAAAUAUAAAUAAACUUGUGUUCAUUUCCACAUUUGGUGUAUUAUCUUU
Messenger RNA from Folsomia candida, 3397 nucleotides. RefSeq lists its product as uncharacterized. The transcript has 11 exons. NCBI's taxonomy places the organism in Eukaryota, Metazoa, Arthropoda, Collembola, Entomobryomorpha, Isotomidae. The record is from RefSeq and is a predicted model, not a curated record. Bases 184 to 3207 code for a protein of 1007 amino acids.